AUGACAAUUUCUUUCUUUCUUUCUUUCUUUCUUUCUUUAUGUUUUUCUUUAUUUCUUUUUUUUUAUUUCUCGGCUCAUAUUCAUUCUUUCUUUUUUUUUUCUUUCUUUCUUGACGAUAUUCUUUCUUCUUUCGUUCCUUCCUCCGUUUCUUUCAUUCUUCGUCUCUAUUCUUUCUUCCUGUUAUCCUUCUUUCUUUCUUUCCUUCUUUCUUUCUUUCUUUCUUUCUUUCUUUAUUUUCAUUAUUUUUGGUUCUUUUUUUUUACCAUGACAAUUUCUUUCUUUCUUUCUUUCUUUCUUUCUUUCUUUCUUUAUGUUUUUCUUUACUUCUUUUUUUAUUUCUCGGCUCAUAUUCUUUCUUUCUUUUUUUUUCUUUCUUUCUUGACUAUAUUUUUCUUCUUUCGUUCCUUCCUCCGUUUCUUUCAUUCUUCGUCUCUAUUCUUUCUUUCUUUCUUUCUUUCUUUCUUCACCUACAUUAUUUCUUCAUUUGUUGUUUGCUUUGUUCCUUUCUGUCUUUUUUUCUUGCCCUAUAUUCGUUCGUACCUUUCAUACUUUCUUUCUUUGUCUCUAUUAUUUCUUCUUUCCAUUCGUCCUUCCUUCCUUUCUUUAUUUCUUUCUUUCUUUAUUUCUCGGCUCAUUCUUUAUUUCUGUUUCCUUUCUUUCUUUCUUUCUUUCUUUAUUUCUUUCUUUAUGUUCUUUCUUCUUUCGUUCUUUCCUUCGUUUCUUUUUUCGUCUGUAUUCUUUCUUUCUUUCUCCGCAUAUAUUCGUUAUUUCUUUCUUUCUUUCUUUCUUUCUUACUUUCAACAUAAUGCUUUCUUACACAUUCUAUGCAUGUUUUUCCCCAAUUUUCUUUGUAUAUUUUCUGUCUGA
Molecule: messenger RNA, 867 nt
Organism: Acanthosepion pharaonis
Lineage: Eukaryota; Metazoa; Mollusca; Cephalopoda; Sepiida; Sepiidae
Source: the annotation of a GenBank genome assembly